AUGUUGUGGCUCUGGCAUGCGAGCGCAGAGAAAGGUGGAGGCCACCUUGGAGGCCCAGGUCCAGUAUUUUCUGCAGAUUUGCGCUUGGACUUGCACCUCAUUGCUCUAACUAUGGGUACGUUCCAGGAGUGGAUGGGCAAGAAGGGGGAGGGGCACUUUGACCACCCUCUAGGUGCCCCUUCUCCUCAAGGGUUCAAGGGCAUGCCCUGGGGCACCCAGAGGAAUGAGGAGCACCAGCCAGGCACCCCAGGGGCACCCACCCAAGACACUUCAAGUGUUCCCUGCCAUUCCAACUCUCCACUGCCUAUGACCCCAUCAGCUCCAGAAGGUCAAGCCAAGGAGAAUGCACCUGCCUCAGAGCAAGAGGACCUUAGCAGGCCAGGGCCCUCAAGAUUACUGGAUAGAGGAAACAGGCUCCUCUUUCUAGCACUCUGCUUGCACUAUCUCCCUAAAGCUGAGCCCUGCCCCGAGGAUUGUACCUGCUACAGCGAGCCCAUGACAGUCAGCUGUCAGCAGCAGGGUUUCAAAGCAGUUCCUGACGGGAUCCCACUCCGAAGCCAGCGGAUCUUUCUUCAAAACAACAAGAUCCCGUUGGUGAGCUCUACCAGUUUCAGCUCUCGCCGGAACUUGACAGUCCUUUGGCUCCAUUCCAAUAACAUCAGCAUUAUCCAGUCCGGUGCUUUCGCUGGUCUAGAACGUCUGGAGGAGUUGGAUAUUGGGGAAAAUAUUAACCUCAAGUCUCUGACUCCCACCGCCUUCAACGGCUUGGUUCGCCUUCACACCCUGCACAUCCACAGAUGCGGCCUCUCAGACCUGCCAAGGGGCAUAUUCAGGGGGCUUGGCUCCUUGCAAUACCUGUACCUGCAGGAGAACGUGUUGGAGAAAUUAGAAGAUGACCUGUUUGUGGACUUGGGCAACCUGACUUCCUUAUUCUUGCAUGGGAACAGGAUCAGCAGUUUGUCAGCGAACGUGUUCCGGGGCUUGGGCAGCCUGGAUAAACUUUUACUGCACGAGAAUCGAAUUAACCUGGUGCACAGAAGGGCAUUCCAUGACCUGGGCAAGUUAGGGUUAUUGUACCUCUUUAAUAACAACAUCACCGUGCUGACUGGACAGACCAUGGAGCCCUUAGUGUCACUCCAGUAUCUGCGGCUGAAUGGGAACCAAUGGAUCUGCGACUGUCGAGCCAAAUCUCUCUGGGAAUGGUUUCGGCGUUUCCGCGGAUCUAGUUCAGUGUUAGAGUGUCACACCCCCGCCCGCCUGUUUCUGAGCGACCUUAAAACACUCGACAGCCGGGAGCUGGAAAGCUGCUUGGAUCCCUCCAGCCAGAUCCGGACCAGUAUUUUCAGUACCAGGACCAGGUCUGGUAAACUGCCGACGGUGGAAACUCCACCCGGUCCCAGAAAGGGUCCCGUCAGGUGUUGUGAGCCGGACAGCGAUCAGUCCUCCCUCAUCUACACCAAAACCAAAUCGGCUCCCUCCUCGUACAACAGCAGAGGGUCCACCAACAACCCACUGAAGGACAAGGAGAAUAUCUCCAAGACCAGAUACACGGAAAACGAUCUGUCCAAAAACGGGACGUACAAAAGUGGGUUGAGCGAUGCCCCAAUGGGGACUUUCUCUGCCAAGAUAGACCAGCCGUUAGUCAUGCUCAGCCCAGAGUUGUUGGACAAUCUGGACUCCUCCACAUCGCCCACAACGAAAAAGAAACGAAAAUGCUACAAAAAGCCUAAAACGGACUCGUCCCCGUGCCGCCUCAAUAGCGGCUCGUCCAGAAUGCGGUGGUGGCAGCCAGGACUGGCGGCGGCCUCUCUCCUCCCGUUCUUGCUGCACCUUUGUUAAAAGUAAUCGCUUCAACACUGGCCCCAUGCAGUGAAAUACUUUCAUUGACCUCUAUAGACAAUUAAAGAGAAACUAAUAUUAUAAAGUGAAGGAAGCUUUGAUCGUUCAAAAAUAACUUGGAUGCCUUUAUAUAAAAUGUUAAAAAAAAGGAAAG
This is a messenger RNA of Carcharodon carcharias (great white shark), 1993 nucleotides long. It is a transcript of the gene rtn4r, whose product is annotated as reticulon 4 receptor. Gene Ontology annotation, molecular function: protein binding. Lineage: Eukaryota; Metazoa; Chordata; Chondrichthyes; Lamniformes; Lamnidae. Gene Ontology annotation, cellular component: plasma membrane. The record is from RefSeq and is a predicted model, not a curated record. Bases 1 to 1839 code for a protein of 612 amino acids. The transcript has 3 exons.